AUGUAUCUCAGGAACAUCUAUAACCUCAGAGAUUCGUCCUGGUUUAAUGAGACAUGGCUCAGCAGGAUAAAAGAGGAUGGCGGCACAAACUGGAGGCUGAAGGUCAGCAACCUCAAGAAGAUCCUGCAGAGCAUGAUCGAGUAUUAUCAUGAUGUGUUGGGUCAGCAGGUGUCUGAUGAGCACGUGCCUGACGUGUGUCUGAUCGCUGAGAUGGGGGUCCUGACUGAACUGGGUCGUCUGCUGCAGCUGGUUCUGGGCUGCGCCGUCAGCUGUGACCACAAACAAG
Messenger RNA from Sinocyclocheilus rhinocerous, 286 nucleotides. Its product is annotated as protein Hook homolog 2-like. Gene Ontology annotation, biological process: cytoplasmic microtubule organization; cytoskeleton-dependent intracellular transport. Gene Ontology annotation, molecular function: microtubule binding; dynein light intermediate chain binding. The annotation marks the transcript as partial. Lineage: Eukaryota; Metazoa; Chordata; Actinopteri; Cypriniformes; Cyprinidae. Gene Ontology annotation, cellular component: cytoplasm; centrosome. The transcript is spliced from 4 exons. The record is from RefSeq and is a predicted model, not a curated record.